AGCAUUUCAAAUGUCAAAAAAGCACCAAUCAAUUGACACAAAGGCAGAGUAACCAGAGGAGACCAGAUUGCACUGUUCAUUUGUCAACUCUCCCUUGUUUUUCAAUAGUGUAGAUAUGUAGAUUGUCGACAAGGAUGUCGCAGGACAGAAGUUCCAACUCCAAUUCCACACUUAAAGAGUGCAAAGUCAAAGUGUGGCAGCUUUCUCACAUCAGCUCUAUUUGCCUAUUCUUGAGAUUUAACCAUCUGCUCCGUUUUCUCUUUUGAGAGAAAGGACUGGUCAAGAACAAAGUCAGGUUUCAUCAACUGACUGGAAUGGAAGCUGAAGAAAAAGUUGUAAUUGUUGUUGAUCCUGGAAGUGAGGUCAAAAUCAGUGUCAAUACUUCCAAGCCUAUCCCCCCUGGGCAAGUAGAAUUACCAAGGUACACACACUACUCUGCAAGCGCAAUACAUUUAGCAUCCUUGAUCAACGAUAAGUUAUCCAUGUUAGCUUCAGAUCCUCUUAAUUAUGGUACAGUUUGUAUCUAUAGAGUUCCUGAGAAACUAAGGAGGAAAAAUGAAGAAGCCUAUACGCCUCGGUUAGUCUCGAUUGGUCCCCUUCACCAUGGUGAUGCCCAGUUGAAAGCCAUGGAAGAAUACAAAUUCAAGUAUCUAAACAAUUUCCUGCACACUUUUAAAAUUCCGCUAGAACUUUUGGCAGAAUAUGCCCAUAGUCAGGAGAAGAAUGUAUGUGGUUGUUAUGAAGAUACCUACAUCCGAGAUCUCUCGAAAUUAUCAGAAGUGAUUUUGUUUGAUGGUAUUUUUAUCAUUGAGCUCUUCUUAAAGAACUACUUUCCUGAAAUGAGAGAGAUGGGUGAUACGAUAUUUGAAAAUCGUUGGGUGUCAAGUGAUAUAGUGCACGAUUUGCUGCUUUUAGAAAACCAACUUCCUAUGAGGUUCAUUGCUACAAUGUAUAAUGGUUUUGUUUCCCGAAAACUGAGCAAGUUUUUGGAUAAUGAGACUGACGAGCCGCCAUCUUUCGAUAAACUAGCUUUUGAGUACUUAAAGAAUGUAGGGAACACCAGGAAACUAGAGCCGAGUACGACCCAUUCAUUUCCUCGUGCAAGGCAUCUGGUUGAGUUCCUAGCAGUGCUUCAUAGGCCAUCACAUCCAAGAGCUGAACCAGAAGAAGGAAAGAAAGUAGAAUUUGGCAAAUGUGCUACUGCAACUAAGUUGCGGGCAGCGGGAGUAAAGUUCAGUCAUGGAGCAGAAAAAUGUUUAUUUGAUGUACGCUUUGAGAAAGGGGAGUUAGUAAUUCCACAGCUCACCGUAAAUGAUUUCACAGAGACUUUUUACCGGAAUCUGAUAGCCUUUGAACAGUGUGGCUAUAAUUCCAAGGACAUAACAAGCUAUGUUAUUCUGAUGGAUAACUUGAUAGACACCCCCAAGGAUGUUGAUCUACUCAUUGAACAUAAAAUCAUUGUGAAUGAACUUGGAAGCAGUGAACAGGUGGCAGAUGUUUUCAACAAUCUCUACAAAGAGAUUGUAACGGAUCCAAAGGAGUUUUAUUUUGCUAACCUCUGCAAUCAACUGAAUGAAUACAGCAGAGACUGGCUGCACAAGUUGGUGACAAAGUUAACCGAGUGGAUUGCAAGCCUACGCCGUGAUUAUUUUCAGAGUCCAUGGGCUAUCAUCUCUUUUAUUGCUGCCUGUAUACUGCUAGUUCUUACUGUUAUUCAGACAGCAUGCUCUAUACUUCAGGUGUAAGCUCAAAUCUCCUUGUAAGUUUCUUCAGAAGUGUAAGUUAUUCAGCAUUUCAUGUGUGUGUGUGUGUGUGUUUUCCCUUUCCGGUUACUGAAGCUAUCCUUGUAAUUUGUUGUCGCAUGAUUGAAAUCUGAAGAUCACCUCCGCUUUUGUAAAAGUGAAAUAACAUUUUUUGCACAUCUUCCUUGACUCUUUA
Molecule: messenger RNA, 1938 nt
Organism: Coffea arabica (coffee)
Lineage: Eukaryota; Viridiplantae; Streptophyta; Magnoliopsida; Gentianales; Rubiaceae
Product: UPF0481 protein At3g47200
Source: RefSeq, a predicted model, not a curated record